This is a messenger RNA of Cryptomeria japonica (Japanese cedar), 2241 nucleotides long. RefSeq names its product polypyrimidine tract-binding protein homolog 3. Gene Ontology annotation, molecular function: mRNA binding. The transcript has 15 exons. Bases 360 to 1745 code for a protein of 461 amino acids. Gene Ontology annotation, cellular component: nucleus. The record is from RefSeq and is a predicted model, not a curated record. NCBI's taxonomy places the organism in Eukaryota, Viridiplantae, Streptophyta, Pinopsida, Cupressales, Cupressaceae. Gene Ontology annotation, biological process: regulation of RNA splicing; mRNA processing.
UACCCUAUUCACAAGCCCGAAACACUAACGAGCUUUCUCACAUAUAUUAUUAACUCUCCAGGCCAACAUCCAAAUUCAUUAAAACCUUAAAUCCUGAUCUGUUUGACCGCAACUGAAGGCGUCCCCUCUUUAUCUAGGUCACUGAUUCUCUCUUUCUUCUUUUAGGUCUACUGAAUCGGUGGUAUCUUCUUUCUUUUUCACUCAGAUCCACAAGGUGCUCAGCCUAUAGGAUAACAAAUUACACUUUCUCAGGAUUGAUAUCUGAGGUCUUAUUGUUACUCAGGUAGAGACCAGGAGGAGCUACAGUGACCACUUCAGCUUUAUUAUCUGGUAAGGUUAUUCUCUAUACUGAUUUCAAGAUGACCGAACCAUCAAAAGUUCUUCAUAUUCGUAAUGUUGGACCUGAAAUAUCUGAGGCAGACUUGUUUAAACUGGUAGAAAAUCUUGGUACUGCAACCAAACUUGUGAUAUUGCGUGCUAAGAAUCAGGCUCUCAUGCAAAUGCGUGAUAUUCCUUCUGCGGUCAGUGUUUUAGACCAUUACUCAACAAUUCAGCCGAGCAUAAGAGGUAGGAAUGUCUACAUUCAGUUCUCAUCUCAUCAGGAGUUGACAACAACUGAGUAUUCAGGGCAGGCACGACGUAGUGGAGACCAGGAUUCACAGCCCAACCGAAUCCUCUUAGUUACUAUUCAUCACCUGCUCUAUCCCAUCACAGUGGAAGUGCUGCAUCAAGUUUUUUCCCCUCUUGGUUUUGUCGAGAAGAUCGUCAUAUUUCAGAAGUCUGGUUUGCAAGCUUUUAUUCAGUAUGCUUCAAGACAAAGUGCCGUUCAAGCUAUGAAAAAUCUGCAGAAUCGUAAUAUCUAUGAUGGAUGUUGUCAGCUAGAGAUUCAGUUCUCAAACCUUACUGAGUUACAAGUGAACUACAACAAUGAAAGAACCAGGGACUUCACAAACCCAGCAUUGCCUUCAGAGCAGAAAAAUCGGAUGCCUACCCAGUCUUUUGGUGAUGCGGGAGGCAUGUAUGGCAUUCAACCAGUCUCUCUCCAUCAUAUGGUGGGUGCUCCAGCGAUGGGAUUAAACUCUGUACAGAUGCCUACUGCCAGUGGAGCUGCUAUAAUGGAAGCCUUUGGCGGUGUCUUACCCCGAGGAGUUACUGGUAACAAUGAUAGAUGCACGAUUCUAGUUGCCAACUUGAACCCAGAGAAAAUAGAUGAAGAUAAACUUUUCAAUUUGUUCUCCAUUUAUGGUAAUAUACUGCGCAUUAAAUUACUCCGAAACAAACCCGAUCAUGCACUGAUUCAAAUGGCAGAUGGUUUUCAGGCAGAAUUAGCUGUCAACUUUUUGAAGGGAGCUUUGCUGUUUGGAAAACAUUUGGAAGUAAACUUCUCGAAGCAUGCACAGAUACAUCCAUCCUCAGAUUCAACUGAUUACUCAGGUUCUAAGCUGAAUCGUUUUAACCGUAAUCUGGCAAAGAACUACCGGUAUUGUUGUGCUCCAACAAAGAUGAUACAUGUUUCUAGCCUACAUGCUGAUGUGACAGAAGUUGAAGUUGUGUCUCAUUUGGAAGAACAUGGAAAUAUAAUUAACAGCAGACUCUUUGAGGCUAAUGGUAAGAAGCAGGCACUGAUACUUUUUGAAAAUGAAGAACAAGCUACAGAAGCUCUUGUUUGCAAACAUGCCAGUACCAUGGAUCACUCGACAAUUAGAUUAUCAUUUUCUCAGCUUCAGUCUAUUUCAGCAUCUUGACUGAAGUUUUGACAUGUGGGCUGUGAGAUUGCGUUACUGAUAUCUAUGUCAGUUGCGAUUGAGCUGUACUGAUGAUUUUUGUCUUGGAUUGAUGUUUGCACUUUUUUGUUGGUGCUAGUUUCCGACUUAAAGAUGAGUCAAUGGAUCACUUUCUAUCAACAAAUGCUUUGAGUACAAUUACUGUCAUUAUGUUUGACAUUACUCUGGAUGUCUAUCAGAUGCCACAAAGCAAAACAGAACAAUUUAAGUGUUAUUAAGAAUCUUCUUUUCAUUUUAGUCUAAUUAAGGAUUCACCUGGCAGGGGGUGAUGGGUGGAUUGGGCUGUAAACUUGAGCAUCCCUCAAUUUCCCUACCAAUAGUCAUCCCAAAGCAUCGAAUUGGCAACAUAAAGAUGCUUUUGCAAACUGAUGCCUUGUUCCACUGGAAGUCCAAUUAUAAAUCUAGGGAGUGCUAUGAAGCUCUUUUAAAAUUCUAAUUAUAAAUUUUUUUUAUGGAA